UUGAAUUUGCUUUUUCUGUUCCCUGUAAAGUCUUUUAAGAGAUAAAGCUAAAAAUCCAUAUUUAUAUAUAAAUUCACCUCUUCUUCACUUCAUCAACCCACCACAACAUGGACUUCAGACUCUUUAUUCUUGCUCUUCUUCUUCUGUUACAGGCUUUUGCAGAAGCUUCAUCCAACAGCACUGGAGUGGCCAGUUUUCUUGAAAAUACAAAUGGAGGAAGUAAGAAGGUGGAUCUGAAGAACAAAGAUUUCCAGUUGCAGAAAAUCAAUUGCAAGUAUGAAUGUUCUAGAAGAUGCAGCAAAGCAUCAAAAAGAAAGAGAUGCAAAAGAGCAUGUAAGUCAUGUUGUCACAGAUGUCACUGCGUGCCACCUGGUACCUAUGGCAACAAAGAUCUUUGUCCUUGUUAUGCAAGCCUCAAGACUCACGGAAAUAAGCCUAAGUGCCCUUAAUAUUAUUCCUUUCUGUUGAGACUCAACUUUGUAAUAAAUAACUUUUUUGUUGUAUAACAAAGAGUGAUUAGCUGAUAUCCAAUGUCAAAGGAAUGUUAACUUUAAAAGCGAAGCUUAAAAUGCUGCUUUGAACAA
Vigna radiata var. radiata (mung bean) is the source of this 584-nucleotide messenger RNA. RefSeq names its product peamaclein-like. The transcript has 4 exons. Lineage: Eukaryota; Viridiplantae; Streptophyta; Magnoliopsida; Fabales; Fabaceae. The coding region runs from base 108 to 449 and encodes 113 amino acids. The record is from RefSeq and is a predicted model, not a curated record.